GCAGCGCUGCGCGCUCAUAUAGGGAGCAGCCCCGGGAACUCGGAGUGCUGUGCCCUAGUGAAAUUAGAAGGUCGGUGGCGAGAUGAGCCGGGCGCCAGCGUUCCUGAGCGCAGCCGAGGUGCAGGAGCACCUUCGCAGCUCCAGCCUCCUCAUUCCGCCGCUGGAGGCGGCUCUGGCCAACUUCUCCAGCGGCCCCGACGGAGGGGUCAUGCAGCCGGUGCGCACCGUGGUGCCGGUGGCCAAGCACAGGGGCUUCCUGGGGGUCAUGCCGGCCUACAGUGCUGCAGAGGACGCCCUGACCACCAAGUUGGUCACCUUCUACGAGGGCCACAGCACCGCCUCCAUGGUCCCCUCCCACCAGGCCACUGUGCUGCUCUUUGAGCCCAGCAAUGGCUCCCUUCUGGCGGUCAUGGAUGGAAAUGUCAUAACUGCAAAGAGAACAGCCGCGGUUUCUGCCAUCGCCACCAAGUUUUUGAAACCACCCAGCAGUGAGGUGUUGUGCAUCCUUGGGGCUGGGGUCCAGGCCUACAGCCACUACGAGGUCUUCACAGAGCAGUUCUCCUUUAAGGAGGUGAGGAUAUGGAACCGCACCAAAGAAAACGCGGAGAAGUUUGCGGACACGGUUCAAGGAGAGGUACAGGUGUGUUCCUCAGUCCAGGAGGCUGUGACAGGGGCAGAUGUGAUCAUCACAGUCACCAUGGCAACAGAGCCCAUUUUGUUUGGUGAAUGGGUGAAGCCAGGGGCUCACAUCAAUGCCAUCGGAGCCAGCAGACCUGACUGGAGAGAGCUGGACGACGAGCUGAUGAAACAGGCUGUGCUUUAUGUGGACUCCCAGGAGGCCGCCCUGAAAGAGUCUGGAGAUGUCCUGUUGUCAGGGGCCGAGAUCUUCGCUGAGCUGGGAGAAGUGGUGAAGGGAGUGAAGCCAGCACACUGUGACAAGACCACGGUGUUCAAGUCUUUGGGAAUGGCGGUGGAAGACAUGGUUGCAGCCAAACUAGUGUAUGAUUCCUGGUCAUCUGGUAAAUGAAAUGAAGGAACUUUGCAUUGAGGUAGAAGCUACAGCUCAAGGGAUGUUGUUACCAGCUGUCUUGCAAUUUCUAGAUCAAAUGAGGGAGCCCAGCGCCUAGUGAGCUAUCGUUUUGAGCUUAUUGUGUCUUACCUUAAACAAUGAGAUCCCCAUUUGUGUGUGUAGUUGGAAAGCAAAACUAGGUGGCCAUUUCUUCUGUUUCACCCAAUUAUAGUAAUACUCCCUUUCCCCUGUAUUUCACUGCAUUUUGUAAUUCCUUGAAAUAAAGCAUUUUCCAAUUCUUGCUGUGGUCAUUUCUGUGCUUCAUGGCAAAGAAAGUGAGGGGAGCAUGUGCUUCCA
Molecule: messenger RNA, 1366 nt
Organism: Odobenus rosmarus divergens (Pacific walrus)
Lineage: Eukaryota; Metazoa; Chordata; Mammalia; Carnivora; Odobenidae
Gene: CRYM
Product: crystallin, mu
Exons: 8
Coding region: 83-1027 (314 amino acids)
Biological process (GO): thyroid hormone metabolic process
Cellular component (GO): cytoplasm
Molecular function (GO): thyroid hormone binding
Source: RefSeq, a predicted model, not a curated record